AUGAAGUCAGCCCUUGUUUGGCUGCCAUUGGCAAAUGUUGCCUUUGGUGCUGCCAUCAAGCGCCAUGAAUAUGGAGGUGGUUAUGGAGGAGGCUAUCCGGGUGGCUCUCCCGGUGGCCCUCCCGGUGGCUUUCCAGGCGGCUUUCCAAGCUUUCCAGGGCAUGGAGGGGGUCUCCCUAGUUGGCCUCAAGAACCAAGUGAACCUUCUGAGCCUCAAGAGCCAGGUUGGCCCACCUGGCCUAAUGACCCCUCAGAACCAAUUGAUACUCUGACACUCCCUUUUCCCCCAUUGCCGACAUAUCCUCCAAGCACUCCGGUUCCCCCCUCAACAGAAACCCCCAUUCCAACGCAGCCUACCUCUCCUACUGAAACAGACUUCCCUGAGCCAACGUUUCCUACCGGAACAGACUUCCCCGAGCCAACGUUUCCCACCGGCACAGAGACUCCAGCUCCAACGCAGCCAACCUCUCCUACUGGAACAGAGACUCCAAUCCCAACUGGCACUCCAAUUCCAACCUCUACUGGCACUGUUAAUCCUACUGAGACCACAACCUGUGAGCCUACGGAUACUCCAGUUCCUACCCAGCCAACUUCUCCUACCGGAACAGAGACUCCAAUUCCCACUCAACCAACAUCUCCAACUGGAACAGAGAUCCCAAUUCCAACUGGUACUCCAAUCCCAACCUCCACUGGCACUGUAAGCCCGACAGGGACCUCAGACACUACAACCUGUGAGCCAACGGAGACUCCAAUUCCAACACAGCCUACAGGAACUGGGACUGAAACUCCUAUCCCAACAGGGCCAACUUCUCCCACUGGAACCGAGAUUCCUAUUCCAACACUGCCAACUCCUACUGGAACGGAGAUUCCAAUUCCUACUCAGCCAACGGGCACGGGAACUGGGAUUCCUAUUCCUACUCAACCAACAGGAACAGAGACUCCUAUUCCAACACAGCCUACAGGAACCGAAAUCCCUAUUCCUACCCAACCUACGGGUACUGGAACGGAAACUCCUGUUCCUACUUGGCCGACGGGCACGGGAACUGAGAUUCCUAUUCCUACUCAACCAACAGGAACAGAGACUCCAAUUCCAACUGAGCCAACGGGUACUGAGACUCCCGUGCCUACUCAACCCACAGGCACCGAGACUCCCAUUCCAACGCAACCAACAGGAACUGAGACGCCUAUUCCUACGCAGCCAACAGGCACUGGAACUGAGACUACUAUUCCAACUGAGCCAACGGGUACUGAGACUCCCGUGCCUACUCAACCCACAGGCACCGAGACUCCCAUUCCAACGCAACCAACAGGAACUGAGACGCCUAUUCCUACGCAGCCAACAGGCACUGGAACUGAGACUACUAUUCCAACUGAGCCAACAGGCACCGAGACUCCCGUGCCAACUUACCCAACAUAUCCUACUGGAACGGAGACACCUGUCCCGACAUCAACAAUUACUCUGACAACGACUGAGACAUACACCAGCACCAGCCGCCCAGUUACUACGGAGACACACACUAGCGGAACCGAGACGUUUACCUCGACUAGGACUGAGACUAGCACUUUGACCUACACUCAUGCAACAACAACCGAGACUGUGGUUCCUGUCCCACCAUCUCCAACCGGCACUGUUGUACCUCAACCACCCCAGAGUCCACCCCCGCAGAGUCCUCCAUACCCAACUGGAACUGGUGUUCCCCCACCUCCUCCAGGGAGCACUGGAGUUCCUCCACCAGUUCCUCCACCCUCUUCAUCGGAGACUCCAGUCCCGUCUGAAACCCCGGUUCCAUCACAAUCCACUGGCACUGUUCCUCAGCCAUCUCAAAGCCAGCCACCAUCCUACCCAUCACUGCCACCCUCAUCAACUGAGACUGGCGUUCCUUCCGCACCGCCAUCAGAAACUACUACUGGUGGUACCAACCCAACGCAACAGCCAAGCCCAACAAGCCCAACUCCAGUUAUACCACCAGUAUACACUGGUAUGGCCACGCGUACUAAAGGUACUGGGGUUUCUGUCCUGAUGGUUAUCGGUGCUGCUAUGAUGUUGGCAUGA
Trichophyton rubrum CBS 118892 is the source of this 2052-nucleotide messenger RNA. RefSeq lists its product as uncharacterized. The record is from RefSeq and is a predicted model, not a curated record. Lineage: Eukaryota; Fungi; Ascomycota; Eurotiomycetes; Onygenales; Arthrodermataceae. The transcript is spliced from 2 exons. Bases 1 to 2052 code for a protein of 683 amino acids.